GCGCCAUCCCGGAAGCGCGAGCAAGGCCGCCAUAUGUGCAGGCAGCGGAGGAGGAGGAAGAGAUGGACGCCCCGGAGGAGGAGGAAGAGAUGGACGCCCCGGACUCGGCCUCAAGGGUCUUCUGCAGCCGCAUUCUGAGCAUGGUGAACGUGGACGAUGUCAACGCCAUCAUCCUGGCCCAAAAGAACAUGCUGGACCGCUUUGAGAAGACCAACGAGAUGCUGCUAAACUUCAACAACCUGUCGAGUGCCCGCCAGCAGCAGAUGACUGAGCGCUUCCUACACCACACGAGGACCCUGGUGGAGAUGAAGCGGGACCUGGACAGCAUCUUCCGCAGGAUCAGGACGCUGAAAGGGAAGCUGGCCAGGCAGCACCCAGAGGCCUUCAGCCACAUCCCAGAGGCGUCCCUCCUGGAGGACGAGGAUGAAGACCCCAUCCCGCCUAGCACCACAACAACCAUUGCCACCUCAGAACAAAGCACGGGCUCAUGUGACACCAGCCCCGACACCGUCUCGCCCUCCCUCAGCCCCGGCUUCGAAGACCUGUCCCACGUCCGGCCUGGCUCCCCUGCCAUCAAUGGCCGCAGCCAGACGGACGACGAGGAGAUGCUGGGCGAGUAGUCCUGCUCCCAGGGGUCUCAGGGCAGUGGCAGCACCCCCAGGUGCCUGAGGUGGCAGUGGGUAACCCUGCCUCAAGAUCGUCAGCUUUGCCAUGAUAGUCUGUCAUCCAGGGCUCCAGGGGGACAAGCUCCUUUCGGGGGUAGUCAAAGCCCUGUGGGGUUUGUUCUUC
Molecule: messenger RNA, 789 nt
Organism: Diceros bicornis minor
Lineage: Eukaryota; Metazoa; Chordata; Mammalia; Perissodactyla; Rhinocerotidae
Product: kxDL motif-containing protein 1-like
Biological process (GO): lysosome localization
Cellular component (GO): BORC complex
Source: RefSeq, a predicted model, not a curated record